AUACUUUCRACUCUUUUAAGUGGCCAGUAUUUUCUACAACAUAGCUUUCGAAUGUACGCUCAUAAUAUUCUUAUGUGACAAAUUAAAUAGUGAUUUAUGAAAUGGAGAAAAAAAUAAACGAUAAUAAUUCUAGUUUAAUGCACGAUUGGUCUAUUCAUGCGCAUUUAAAAAUAACACAACAGCCCAAUAACAAUCUACCAAUGUCUCAACAACCAUGUUACGGAUUUCAACGAGGAAAUAUUGUAUUUACUGCCCAGCCACCUCAAAGGGCAGAUUCUGGUAUUGGCAGUUCAUCUCGUGGAUCAGCAUGUGAUUGUACCAUUAAUAUAGCACCUCAGUGUGAGGUAUGUUGUGGUAUAAGAAGCCCAAUAUCAGCUAGAAGAGCACAAAGUUUUACAGCACAUUUUUGUACCAAUGUUCCACCAAAAAAACAUCUAGAAACUGUGGAUGUGUCUAGUCAGACAUCCCCUUCUACUUCAACUGUUUUAACRAAGGAAAACGCCAAAAUUUUUAUAAAAAAUCGUAAAUUUGAAUUAGAUAAACAUAAAAAACGACAUGCUAGGACUGUGCAUAUUGAUGUUUAUUGCACAGAAUCUUCAGAUUCAGAURAUGCUUUAACAGCUAAAAAUACAGACACAUUACUUGAUUUAUCAGAUGUCAAAAUUAAAUGCAAAAAGAUAUUUAAAAAAUCUCAUAAGCCUCGAAGUCAAUCAAUAACAUCAAAUAAAAGUAUGUUACAAAGAAGCCCUUGUUUGUCAGCAAUAAGUUCUACAAAUACGAUAUCUGAUUCUUCUUUUUACGAGUCAUCUAGUUGUGGUUUAUCUUCAUUUAUGGAUUCAACUACCUUGGAAAACAGUAGUUUAAACAGUUUCGAAUCCGAAAAUAUACAUCAAAAAUACAAAUCAAAAAACUAUGAUGACACAACAAGUAGUAGUUCAGAUGACGAAUGUUCAGAGACUGCCUGGAGUUUCAAUAGCAUUAGUUCUCAAAAAAAUCAAAUUCUAGCAAGACGCCCAUGGUUUAAAGAAAAAAUCAUCAACGAUGAUAUGGGCAGCUUUAGCGACUGUUCACAAUCACCUAUGUAUAGACAGCCAUCAAAUUCUUCCUUUGUUACAACUCAAGUUGCUAAGAUGGCAUCAAAAUUUGGACCUAUGAAAUCACCCGUAAAACAAGAUCAUCAUGUUGGACCAUCAAAGAAUCCAGAUUGUUCAUGUUUUAACUGUCGCAGAUAUUAUAAUACCAGACAUAGAUCAUAUUCCAUUGGUAGUGAAGCCUGUGAAGCUGAUCAAUCAGAGAUAUGGACAUUGUUUAAAAAAUGUCUUUAAUUUUUUUUUUUUUAAAGCUAUAUUAUGUGUAAUUCAAACAUAAAU
Diuraphis noxia (Russian wheat aphid) is the source of this 1370-nucleotide messenger RNA. RefSeq lists its product as uncharacterized. The record is from RefSeq and is a predicted model, not a curated record. NCBI's taxonomy places the organism in Eukaryota, Metazoa, Arthropoda, Insecta, Hemiptera, Aphididae.